Messenger RNA from Etheostoma spectabile (orangethroat darter), 5358 nucleotides. Its product is annotated as kinesin-like protein KIF24. The transcript has 15 exons. Gene Ontology annotation, biological process: microtubule depolymerization; microtubule-based movement. Gene Ontology annotation, cellular component: microtubule. The coding region runs from base 434 to 5245 and encodes 1603 amino acids. Gene Ontology annotation, molecular function: microtubule binding; microtubule motor activity; ATP binding. Lineage: Eukaryota; Metazoa; Chordata; Actinopteri; Perciformes; Percidae. The record is from RefSeq and is a predicted model, not a curated record.
GGUUUAGCCUGAGAAGGCUUUUUGUCUUAGCAGGUUUGUAUGUGGGCUUUAAGCCCUGAGGGAUUAUCUCUCGUUCAUGAUGAAUUGAGUGUAAUUUGACCGGCUGUCUUUAUGAAGUUCUGCAUUAAAAUCAGAUAAAAUUUCGUACCCUAAUAUGGGUAGCCUAUGUCAAUCUGGCCUGGACAUGAGUUGUGCUCACCCACAGCGGGAAAAGAAAUCGCCCGUUUUCGUAGCUAUGGAGACCUACUUUGUGUACGGAAAUAGCGAUACUACUCAAGCAAGCAACUUUGUGAAACAUUAAUGUAUUUCGUCGGGUCGGUUUACUCGUUCAGAUGUCGUUUCCACCUAUUGCCUUGUUGCUAAAAAGUCUGGAGUGAUACAGGGUAGGUGGAGUGAAGUAAAAAGUAAAGGGAGAGGAAAGGAAGGGGAGGAAAUGUCACUCAGCCUGUAUGAGUGUCUGACGGCCGUUGGGCUACAGCGUCACUAUGCCAGGUUUACCUCAGUGGGUGUUCAUCGUGCAGCACACCUUUCAGCGCUGACCCUAGAGGACUAUGCCGUCCUGGGAAUCCGCUCUAUGGAGGACAGGACUCGGCUUUUCCACCUGGUCCAAAUGGUCAAAACUCUUGACCUUGAAUAUGAAGAUAGUACUGAGGAUAAUUCUAAUGGUGGUGAUGCUGUAGGCUACGCUGUAGCAGAUAGUAGCUUUACUUAUGAUGGUUGCGGAGAUCGUGAUGAAGGUGUAUAUGAUGUUGAGGAUGAGAAAUGUUUUUCCAAACCGUCAUGUGUUCGCAGACGGCUUGAUUUCAGUUCUGAAACCGUUGAUGAUCAUCUGAAGCUAUCUUCUCACCCAGAAGGCACUGUUCAUGUCUACACAAGUCAUAAUAGAAAGAAUGUGCCAGGUCAGGGCAAAGGAUCAGCCAUACCUGUGCAGCUUGACACUGAAAGUGCUGCGGUAAAUGCCUGCAAAGAAAAUAACAACCACGGGCCGGAUGUCCAUGGUCAUCAAUCUGAUCAUCACACAGACGCGAACACCAUGGGAGGAAAUGGCAUGUACAACUCUCACAUCAGAUUAUUACCAAAUUGUGAAUCAUUUCACAAACCAAAACCCAGGCCUACAACAGCGGCAUCAGAUAGGUUUAGCAGCAAACCAGUUGGGCAGAAAGAUAAUAAUGUGGCUACUGAACACACGGCCAAGCCAACGCCUGUUUAUGAAUCAAAGAGAACAGCUGGCUACAACUACGGACUACCACUGAGUUCCCCUCCUGCUCCAAACAAAAAGUCACCAGGGGGGCAGCGGAUUAGUGUGUGUGUAAGGAAAAGACCUCUGACAAGCAAAGAGUGCAGGGAAGGAGCGUCAGAUGUUGUGACAACUCCGAGUGGAGAGUGUGUGAUUGUCCAUGAAAGCAAAGAGGCUGUGGAUCUCACACAGUACAUACUACAGCACAGAUAUUACUUUGACCAGGUGUUUGGGGAGGAUAGCUCCAACGAAGAGGUGUAUCGAAGAACAACAUAUCCUCUGGUGCAGCACAUGCUCAAUGGAGGCAAGGCCACCUGCUUUGCAUAUGGCCAGACAGGUGCAGGGAAGACUCACACCAUGUUGGGUUCUCCUGUCAGACCAGGGUUGUAUGCACUGGCAGUCCGGGACAUUUUUGCUCACCUCUCGGUCACACACAUGCACUCACCCUUGCUGGUGUAUGUCAGUUUCUUUGAAAUCUACUGUGGUCAGCUGUAUGACCUAUUGGACCACAGAGUAAGGUUGUUUGCCAGGGAAGACGGACAGAAGGUGGUUCACAUUGUUGGGCUGCGUGAUGUCAGAGUGGACUCAGUCAGCUCACUGUUGGAGGUGAUUUCACAAGGUACAGAGGAGCGCACACAGGGGACGAGUGGAGUGAAUUCACUCUCCUCUCGUUCCCAUGCCUUGCUUCAGAUUCAGCUAAGAGAUACAAACCAGCAGAUUGCUGGAAGAAUGUGGUUUGUGGACCUGGCAGGAAGUGAGAGGGCAUCAGAUACCAAAGAACCAGACAGGCAGAGUCGGAUGGAGGGAGCCGAGAUCAACCAGAGCCUGUUAGCUCUUAAAGAAUGUAUCCGGUCGCUUGAUCAAGAGCAGUCGCACACACCUUUCAGACAAAGCAAACUUACUCAGGUUUUGAAAGACUCAUUUGUUGGUGACUCAAUGACAUGCAUGAUUGCCAACAUUUCACCUGGUCACUUUGCAACUGAACACACACUAAAUACACUGAGAUACGCCGACCGGGUAAAAGAGUUGAGGGGACAGGGAGGACUAGGACGAGGAAGAAGGUGCAAAACAAUACCCUCCCCCAAACGUAACCUGUCCAACAGCAACAGCAGCAACAACAGCAACAACAGCAACAGCAGCGGCAGAGGCAACAAUGUUGGCAACAGAGGGAAAAGCCCACCUAAAAAGCCAAAGUUAGGGAGACAAAGAGAGGAUUUUGGCCCCACCAUGCCUUCCACGAGAUUGGCCACAGGGUGCACAAUUUUCUGCUCCACACCAAAAAACAGCAGACUGGGAGAGGAAACAAGUGGAAGAGCAAGAAAAGGGAUUGGACUUGAACACAUUACACCAGUCAGGGGUUUGCUGGGAAAGGGUGAUAAGAGGGAGAGGAGGGAGAGAACAAAUGGCAGGGAGGGUAGAAGACGAGAAAGGUAUGGAGUAACAGACAGUGUAGACCACUCAGUUAGUGACCUAAACAUUGUGGCAGGGUUGGUCUUGGGACAAGCAACAGAUGAGCAGCUUCCCUCGUGGAAGGUACAGAGGGAAUCUGGAUUCUACCAAAGAGAAAAAGAGAACCAGAAAAGCACUUUCAAAGGGGGAGGAAAGGAGGAAAAAAGAUGGAUGGAACAGAGAAGACAAGUGGAAAACCGUAGAGUCAUAUGUAGUGAAGUAGAAAGGCUAAGGGAAAGAGAAUUACAAAAGGUUGAGGAAAGGCAUACAGAGAGAGAGAGGCAUCUGAGACAGUAUCACAAGCAGCUGCAGCAGUUUAUGCCCUCAUCAGUUUCUUCAUCUGUCCAUCUCUUCUCACCCUCCACAUGUACGUCUUCCUCUAAUCAAGCCUCUGUCUGUUCUUCUGUGUCUCCAUCUUUCUGUUCUCUCCAACAGUCUUCCCGCUUUUCAGAUUCUGCCCUUAUUUAUCAUGGUUUGGAUAAGGUUUUAGAUGCGUACCGAGCCAGGGUUGAGGUUAGGACAGAUGGUAACAGUGGACAGUCAUCUUUCUUCCCCAGUGGAGAGAUUUGCUUACAAACUGAAACCUUUCCAAGCUGCAAUACAAAUGAGGAUGACGUUGGUUGUGGUGACUCAAAUAGCUGUGGUGAAGAUUGGAGGCUAUCUAUGGAGGGAACAGAGGCAAGAUUUGGACAAGUUAGGGGUGAAUCUGAAAAGAGGAGGUCACUGAAGGAAACAGGAGACGGAGAGGGAAGAGUAAGGAGGGAAGAGUGGAGGCCAGCUUGGAUGGAGGAAGGAGAAGACAGGAGGUGGGCUUGGUUGGCAACAACAGAGACAGAGCAGGCAGACAGGAUGACAGGUGCAGUGCCAGCUGAUGUAGAGGUCUUAGUGUCUUACAACUGUGACUCAGAAGAGAGGAGAGAAGUGGGUGAGGAAGGACUAAAUGCCUCAGAUGUCCCAGCUGAUGGGGUGUGGCGUACUGAGGAACGAGAAGGAGCUGACAACUAUGGUUUACUGUCCACCCACAGUGCUAUUGACAGAAACAGCCUUUUUAACCACCCUCCUGUUGAGUCAUCUCAUCAACAAGCUCCAGCAGAACGACCCCUCUCCCCAACCUGUGGACAGAACGCACUCCUAACCCCUAAUAAAUUCAGUGAUCUUUACCUUAAACAUACCAGAUGUCCUGCCUCUACCUCUACGAUGCCUCUACCAUUGCAAAAUGCUCAACAUGGAGUACCAUCAAGCAGCUGUAGAGAGAAGCAACCUUGGUUUGCUCCUCAUGCCAAUAGAAGGGAAAUAUCAAAUGCUCAAUCUGCCACACUAACUGUCACUAAUCCCAUCACAAAGAAUGGAUGUAAAAUACCAGCUGAGCCCCUUAACAUAUCCAAAAGUCCAGUUUACACUAUGAUACACAACCAUCCAAAGGUCAUAGCCAAAAUGUCUGUUUUACCUCACGAAGAGACUGCAGAGUCUCUCAGCUACAUCAUGGACCCCCUCAGCAUCUCCUUGCUUCAAGUGGACCAACAGGUCGCCACAGCCUCGUUCCUCAAAGAGGAACAGAACAACACCUCACCCUGUCCACUUGAGAAUGAAAGAGCAGAUGAUGACAGAAGGGAAAUGGACAAAGAGUGUCUCACAUGUGCGGAGAUGGCAGGGAAAGUUGUAGCAGACAAAGACAUAGAAUUACACCUGUCUUUUUUGGAGCUGCCACAAGCAAAGACUCACUGCCCUUCCACCCCUGACACCACAACAGCUACAAAUCACACUGAGCAAAUGUGUUGUGCCACAUACGACCAUUUUGGAAUAGGUAUGAUGAAGCCUCCUAUUGCUGAGGUUAUGCUGUUCUCUCUCCAGGACAAAGAGAACAAUCAGAAACCCCAAACUACGCCAGCUGUUAAAGUCCUGGGCAGCAGAACGCCUGGAUCCCCACUUAAUCCCUCUGCAUGUGCUUCUGUGCAGACUUCUGUCAUGCAGUCCGUCUCAUCCUCUGUCCAUCAGCGUGGGAACACUGGUUUACCCAGCUCACACAAACUAACAACAAAUGAUGCCAGUCAAAUGCCACCAGAAUAUGCACACAACAUGCAUAACAAACUUGCGUUUUCCAUUUCAUCGACACAGUCAGAAAGUGUCUUGGGCCAGUUAAACACAGUGCAAAAGCCGUGUCACACAGUAAAUCUAAACCAUUUCAGCAACUCAAACAUCUCACUCCAACCAAACGGUCCUAUAGAAUCAAAUAUCCCAGAGAGCACCAGCAAUCAGCAAAUAAGACCCAAAAUCCAUCUGACUACGCUGAUAGACUUGGAUCAAGACCAGUGGCGCAUUGUCCAGUCCCAUUGGGAGCAGCUUGAAGAGAUGGAAGCUUUAUGUCGUAAAGAGGGGGCACUUCUGCACCAACAACCUGAUAUGGCAUUUAGGGAAUAUGUCCACAAGUUGGAGGAUAUCAUGGAGAAAAAGGCUCGGUGCGUCCACAGCAUGAUAGCUCAACUGCAGCCAUAUCUUAAGCCCAGUCAUUCUAACCAACCACACAACCAGGAAGAAGAUAGCCACGGCCCAAUUACUUGAGCCUAUAGCAUGGCAUUUACACAAAGCUGUGCUGUUUAUGAGUGCACAAGAUGUUUUUCACUGAAAAUACUAAAUACAGUAUGAGUCAAUAUUACUAUUUAUUUUAUAAAUGU